AUGUCGAAAGCGGGAGGGUGCUGUUUCCGAAUCGGAUAUUUUCUAUACACAAGAACUAGAAUAGGAUAUUGGUAUCAUCAGAAAGAGUUGAAGAAGGCAAGAGAAAAACUAAAUGGAGCUGAUCAUUCAACAACCUCUGUUACAGAAUUUAAAGAUCUGAGUAUAUUACCAAUUCCUAUGUUGUUAGAUAAUUAUUGUUAUUUAAUACAAGAUAAACAGACUAAUAAUGUAAUAUUGGUAGAUCCUGGUGAUCCUGAUAGAGUUUUGAAAGUGUUAAAGGAAACCAAUAUCAAACCAGAUGCAAUUUUGAUUACUCAUAAACAUUGGGAUCACAGUGGUGGAAAUGCCAAAUUAAAGUCAGUUUUUCCUACUAUUAGAAUAUAUGGUGGAGCAAUGGAUCAUAUACCUGAAGUUACACACCCAGUGGCAGAUGGUGAUGUGAUACAGUUCGGUGGAUUAAAAUUAAAGGUCAUCUUUACUCCUGGUCAUACAGUCGGCCAUGUUGUUUAUGUUUUAGAUGGGUCUUCAUAUGGAGCACCAGACAGUUUGUUUUCUGGAGACCAUCUCUUUCUCUCUGGUUGUGGAAGAAUGUUUGAAGGAAAUGCCUCUACUAUGUUACGAUCAUUAGAUAAAAUAGCUAAUCUUAAAGCUGAUACUUUAGUUUGGCCAGGUCAUGAAUAUGCUGAAGAUGAUCUUGAAUUCACUUGUGACCUUGAACCUGAAAAUGACACAGCUCAGGAUAAAUAUGAAUGGACCAAGAGAAAAAGAGAAGUUAAAGAUGCUACAUGUCCCUCUACCAUUCAUGAAGAGAAAUCUUACAAUCCAUUUCUACGAACAGGAGAGGAAACAAUCCUACGGAACCUGGGAAUAUUGGCCAGUCCACUAUCACCAUUAAAUAUCACAGAUGAUGUCAGAUCUAAAGCUUUGGCUGAGGUUAGAGAUAGAAAAGAUCGAUUUAAAUAUAAAUUAUAA
Molecule: messenger RNA, 972 nt
Organism: Lottia gigantea (owl limpet)
Lineage: Eukaryota; Metazoa; Mollusca; Gastropoda; Lottiidae
Exons: 10
Coding region: 1-972 (323 amino acids)
Cellular component (GO): mitochondrion
Molecular function (GO): hydroxyacylglutathione hydrolase activity
Source: RefSeq, a predicted model, not a curated record